Messenger RNA from Malaya genurostris, 810 nucleotides. It is a transcript of the gene Mthfs, whose product is annotated as 5-formyltetrahydrofolate cyclo-ligase. NCBI's taxonomy places the organism in Eukaryota, Metazoa, Arthropoda, Insecta, Diptera, Culicidae. Gene Ontology annotation, molecular function: 5-formyltetrahydrofolate cyclo-ligase activity. The record is from RefSeq and is a predicted model, not a curated record. Gene Ontology annotation, biological process: folic acid-containing compound biosynthetic process; tetrahydrofolate interconversion. Bases 137 to 772 code for a protein of 211 amino acids. Gene Ontology annotation, cellular component: mitochondrion. The transcript is spliced from 5 exons.
AAAGCGGUCCGUUCUGUUCGUUGGCAGUUUGAAUAUUUGUGUCUCCGAGAGGUGGUGGCGUGCGUUAGCAAGUUCCCAUUAAAAAAAAAGCAAAAGCGUGCCGACGAAGCUUGCAGUUGAUAUUGAAAACGAUAUAAUGGUCCGUCUGCAAACACAGGCUAAAGCCGCUCUGCGCCAAAAGGUGAAGAACGUUCUCGAUUCGAUGACGACGGCAGCUAGGGCAGCCCAAUCCGAACUCAUUACCCAAAAGAUCUUACAGCUUCCACUUUUCGAGCGCAGUCAAAGGAUCAGCAUUUACUUGAGCACCGAGCGAGAGGUUUCCACCGUUUCGCUACUGAAAGAGCUGUUUCGACUCAACAAGGAGGUUUUUGUUCCGACCUACAACCGGACAGCAAUGCGGAUGGUGAAACUGAAUGACAUGGCCGACUACGACGGUCUGCCGAAAACCAGCUGGAAUAUCAAGCAGCCAAACUUCGAUGAUGUCACCCGGGAGGAUUGUCUAGCAGCAACAGUUGGUCUCGAUCUGAUCAUUCUGCCCGGAGUGGCCUUCACUCGCAACGGCGCUCGUCUGGGUCACGGCGGAGGCUACUACGAUCGCUAUUUACGUGAAUAUUUCAACAAAUUUCCAGCGAAAAAAACAGGCAAAAAGACUUACCUCGUGGGAGUGGCAUUUCGUGAACAAAUCCUUUCCGAAGGGUUACUGCCGACCGAUCAGCAUGACAUUCCUCUAGAUAUGGUCGUCGAGCCGGAAUUCGAAUGUGUCAAUCGCUAACGGGAAAUGCUUUUGUUUUUCUUUCAGAAAUAAAUUAA